CCACAUUCUACACUAACAACGAGUAUGAAGUUAUAACAAGAAAAAAGGUCAACAUCCAGUCAUUAGUCGAAGCUCCAAGUCUGUACAUUGUGGCAAGGCCCUCGUCCUCCGAUGAAGAUCAGUUGUGCUAUGUGGAAACCAGACUUGAAUGUUUGGAUGAACUCCCUGAUCCCACAGUAUAUCAGCUUCUGGUAUACCAAUUGUGGACAAGAUGAGGUUUUUUCAUGGUGGUAGUCCUUCUCAUCAAUACAAAGCUGGCCAACAAAAGUGGGAAAUUUCUACUGUGCUGUAUGUGGUGCCAAUGCCCACCGGGUGCAUGAACUUGAUUAUGUAUUUUGUUGCCCACAUAUAUCACUGGAAGAUUGACAGCAAUUGGUUUUGAAAGGUCGACUUGGUAAAGCUCUGGCAAUGUCAAACAAACCAUUUCAUGGACUAACAAAAACCAAUUUGGUAUGCGAAUUAAAUGCUAGGACAAUCUACGGAGGAGAUAAGAUGAAAGAGUCUAAGAUCUGCUAAAGGAGGUGUUGUGUGGAGUGCAAAGAGUACCAGCCCAUCUAUUUACCAGUCCCAACAUAACCUUAGAAUCGAUUUACUGUGCUGGUUAUGAAGUUCUAGGUUUUGAACCUCUCCAAGACAUUGGGAAGCACAUCAAAAAUCUAUUUGGUGAACUACUAGACCACCUAUCAUCAAGAUGAGGCUUCUAAACUGAAGGCUGUUUUUGAAUUGUGUAUUGUGAAAGACACAAAGCGAACUAUUGAUCAGCACUGUGCUUUGAUUGUGGUUUCAAAUCAGCUUGGAGGCUCAGUUAAUCAAAUAGUUCAAUUGUUGCUUGACACCCUUGUUGAAAUUCAACUAUAUACAAUAGCCUACAGUUCAGAAGCUCAGAUAACAGCACAAUCAGUUCUGAGAGUGAUUGGAUUUUCCUUGAAGCAAAUGACAACUCGAAAGUAACUACUUCCACAACAUUACAGUACAUUACCAAUCCAAAACAGACUGAUAAGUGGCGUAUCAACAAACAUUGAAGAACAGGAAUGAGUAUUUAACACAGCAUGAACAAAAUAACGCAAAUGACAUCUUCUAACCACCCAGAUCAUAUCAUUGGCAACUUUUUUGUCCCCGAGUCCAGGCUGAGAAAGAAUUCAAGGCCAGUCAACAACCUAUGAUAUGCAUAGGAUAUCUUAUUUACACUAGCUAGUGCAUCUAAUUAUUUUGCAAUUCAAAAAUUUGACACCCUGAUUGCAGACUCGGGAUAUUCCCGUGAAAUGAGAAGAUUCGUAUAUUUUCUAUUUCUUAAACAGGGAACUUAAACAUCAAGUUAAACCUAUUCCAAAUAUGUUUUUAAACUAUUCAAAUGAUGAAAGUUAUUGUUGUUUUUAAGCGUGUAUUAGCUAGUGGGAACUACCAACAUGGCCGCCAUCUAUUCAAAUGGGGGUAACCACUGGAAUAUUCUUGGCUUCAAUUUUACUAAAUGGGAUGCGCUAUCUAGUGGAUAUAAGAUAUCUGUGCUGAUAUGCAACAAGCUCAUGUUUCCAAGCUUGAAUCUUCUCUGCCAGAUUUUGGAAACACAGUUAUCCCUAAGCAGAUGCUAGUAAGCAAUUACAGACCUUGGCAAGCUCAUCUUGAAAGGAUCUGUGAUUUCUUAUUAGCACUAGCAGGUGAAGGAAUUUGGUGGAGAACAUGUGAGAAUGGAGACAUUGAGUUUUUUUUUUAUGGAAAGGGAAAUUAUGAAGUAGUUCCUCAAGGACCAACCUUGCACCACACUUUCCCUCCAGCAACUUCAAGAAAGAGGAGGCUUACUUGAAACAUGUUUGGAGAGAAAAGUACAAUUGUCAAUCAAAGUGCUUCAGAUUGAAAAUUCUGAGGGUAACCUGGUAUUUGUGAACACUGCAGGAGUGGAUAGUACAAACCAGCAGGGAGGAUGACAAAGAAUUUGGUUUUGGAGGACAUUGCACUGAUCAGUGUAAUGACCUGGAAGGCCAGUGAUGUUGUUGGAUAUUGAGGAAAGUUGUACAUCAGGAAGUGAGGAUGUUGGUGUUGUGGAUGAGAGUCUGGCUAGUAAUGAUACUAUGGUGGGUAGUGAGACAAUGGUUGGUUGUGAAAUGUCGUGGUGGGUAGAGACAGCAGUUGGUUGGGAGGAUGUUGAGGUGGGUAGUGAGACAUUGGUUGGGUGUGAAGAUGUUGGUAUUGAGACAGAGGUUGGUUGUGAUGUUGUGCAAACUGGUGGCAUUGAAACUUGUAGCAGUGACCAUGAAGUCAUUCAACAUAAUGCAAUGAUAGUGGAGGUUAUUGAAGAUAUUGCUCACGAAAAACAGAUUGAAGAAUUUAACUGAAGCUGAAUUAUGGACGAAGGUACUUGCACUGACAUUGAUAUAUUUAUAUUGACACAUUACCUGGAAAUAACCUUCAAUAAGGGCUGAUUAACAUACCAACUCAAUCUGAUAAUCAGGCAUGAGUAUGUGGUGAUGCACCUGUUUAUAGUUAAACAUAUUUAGAUGUGUCUAUUUUAGGAACACAGUUGAAAAACAAAACUGACACAAAACAAGGACAAAACCUGGCCUAUAUCUUGGGACUGAGGAGGUAUCACAGUUUGACAAGGCGAGAAAGAGAUUGAGGACAUCACCCAACAAUAGUUAUUAUCUAAUAAAAGAAUACUUACAUAUCUUACCAGUCAUGGAAACCAAGAUAUCACAGAACUGUGCACAAUCAAACAACAGCUAAUGAGAGCAGCAACAUUUCGAUAAGCUGCGAAAUUACUAACAUCAAAAACCUUGCUAAAAAAUCCAACUUCACAACUUAUGGAGAAACUUAAAUACUGCAAAGCCCUAGUGGGUCAGUGGAAACUGGAGAAAAAAAUGAAAUUAUAAUAUUUGGUGGCCCUUUUUAUAAAGAAUUAUAAACGGAAUGUGAUGAUACUGCUCACUUUUCAAUUAACUUUUUAAACACAUACACAUUGCAAAUAAUAGUUUUUCUGUGUUAGUUUUUCUGUGUUAGUAUUUCUUCCUGCAUUUGUAAGGUUACAGAAUGCGGACUGUUGUUUAAUGUCCUGUAAAAACACUUCCAAAACAGAGCUAAAACGUUUGAUAUUAGUCUUAUUGUAAACACAGGGUUUAUUUGAAGAAAAAUUUAUAACUGCACACAUGUAGGGAAGUUACGAAGACAACCGGGUGUUUGACUGGGGGGGGGGGGUCGAAGGAUUUUUUACCUGCAUAAAAGGUGACACAAUAUUGGUGUGGUUGGGUGGAAGAAUUGGAGAAAGGCCAGACAAACUCGAAACAAUUUGAAUCUAGAGGCUCUUAUGUUCUGGCAAAGAUUUGUUUUACCCAACCACUCACAAAAACUGUUUCAAAACAUGCAACUGGGAAUCAUGAAUACAAUAUAUAAUAAAAGCAAAGAAUAUUAGGUUUUCCCACUCUAAUCUCUUUUGGGGGCUCACCCCAAUUUUACCUUCUUUUCCAUUACCCCAGCACGUAAGUGAUUUGUGAGGAAAAAAGGAGGGUCUGGAGUCCUCCCCCAGAAAACGUUUAUAUUUUUGAUGCUCAAUUAAUGACAGCAUUUCUUGAAUUUUUUGCAGCAUCCACAAUGGUAAUGAGUAAAUGUUUUAAUUAAGGCUAUUAUUGCUAGUUUGCUGACUGCACAAUUGUGUUUUAAGAACUGCACAAUUGUGUUUUAAGAACUGCACAAAUGGGUUUAGAAUUGCACAUUUUGUGUAGAACUUACGGCGGCCCAUAAGGGACACCAAACCCCAGGUUUUUGUUUGGCAAACGCACAAGUUAUUUUCAAUUCCUCAGCUUUUAUUUUUAACGCCCCAGGUCUUAUUACGAAAUACUCAGGCUUUUAUUAAAUCCCAGGUUUUCAUUUUUAAAACCCCAGGUUUUUAUUUUUUUAAACCCCAGUUUGUUAUUUUUUAUAACCCCAGGUUUUCAUUUUCAAAACCCCAGGUUUUUAUUUUCAAAACCCCAGGUUUUUAUUUUUAAAACCCCAGGUUUUUGUUUUUUAAAACCCCCCAGGUUUUUAUUUUUAAAACCCCAGGUUUUCAUUUUUAAAACCCCAGGUUUUUAUUUUGUAAAACCGCAGGUUUUUAUUUUUCAAAACCCCAGGUUUUUAUUUUUCAAAACCCCAGGUUUUUAUUUUUCAAAACCCCAGGUUUUCAUUUUUAAAACCCCAGCUAGGUUUUUGUUUUUUGAAACCCCAGGUUUUUAUUUUUUAAACCCCAGGUUUGUAUUUUUAACCCCCCGGGUUCUUAUUUAAAAUCAAGUUUUGUUGAUCAAGUAAAAUCAUGAAAUUUCAUGUUUCUAGCGCGCCAAAAUAUUCCGCUGAGCAAAAACGUAUUGUUGCAGGCGCUUUAUAAACUAUUUUUCGAAACGUUCAAUAUGGAGCAGUCUACAGAAAGUUUACAGGAGGUGAGUGUGACUUUUUUACAUAUUAUGCAUCAACAGAAAUACAAAAGAAAAUUUACAUCUGAGAUUUAAAUAAAUAAAUUAUUCACAGUCGUUGUUUGCCCGCUCAACAUAAACAAUAUAUGGUCAUGGAGGACAAGGAAAAUUUGUGCUUUCUCUUUUAAUAUACUCCUUUGUUUACAAAUCUCACAACUCUCCAUGCUCUCCAGUCUCUUAUGUUCUCAACUGCAUGUAUAACUAUUAAACUGCAAAGAGCCUAUUUAUUGUUUUAUAACAGUUAGCUGUUAAGAUUCAAAGUCAAUCAAGCCUUUUGACUUUGCUUUGAAUGCUUUCUUGACAAUGACAGGCAUCACAAAGAAAAGUUAAAAAUUUUUAAAUGUUUAAUCAUGCACAAACUAAAUUUAUUUACAUUUUAACAAGAGGUAUUUUAACUACGACAGGUAUUCCAAAGCAAGAUGAUAAAAAAUAUAAUAAAUGCCCCCCUGCAGGCAUUCAUGCUGUGUUUGUGGCCACACACCUCUGGCCACACAGUAAAGUUAUUGUUUAUUUUGGCACUGAUCAAUUGUGAAAGGUCAUGUUUUUUCAUGUUAUAAUACCCUACCAUUUGAGUGUGCCAGUGCUCUGCCCUUGACAAGCAAAAUUGUCUGGCAUUAAACAAACUAAAAUAGUAUGUGCUGUGCCUUCCCCCAAUCCGUCACUCAAUCCAAUUGUACCUCUUGGUAUCAGUGCUGCUGGUGGGGGGCGGAGGCAGGGGCAUUUCCCCCCAGGCCUCUGAUCCGUAAAGCAAGGAUAUAAAUCCAAGCUGACAGUCAGUGGCAGAUGAUAUCUAAUAAAGUGCAAAAUAUUGCACAACACUAUGUUUCCUGUUUUACAAUUAUUGAAGUAUGACACCAUAGCUGGGGCCUCUCCUGUGCAACCUCUCGGCAGGCUUUUAGCCAGAAGGGCAUCCGGGCAUCCUUGGAUGCCCCUAGAACGAAAAAUGGACGCCUUUGGACGCCCAAAUUCCAGGGGAAAAGGGAAAUUAUUUUCAAUGAUUUCCCUAAGUAUAUCAAUAUAUCUGAAGCGAAAUAGCUACAAUUCUCACUAUUAUUAUACACUUGACAUUUUGAUAAAUUUGAUGUUGUACUUGGCUGAAUGAAAAUGUCGUAGUUAAGUAGAGAAGGCAUAGCGGCACAAACUCACAAAGCCAAGUGUUUUGAAAAAUUUCUAACGAGCCCUAUACCGAACUCAUCACACACGUAGUAUACUAUAAUAUUUUAAUCCAAAAAUCCAAAAAUAAAACUUACAAAACUAAAAUAUAUUAAAUGUUUCACAGUCUCACAUUAUUUCUCCCAGUCUCAACUAAUUGCUCUUUCUUCAAAAUGUCAAUCUUGCUAAAAUUAGCUAUUACUUGUUUUUAAAAGUCCCCACCCCUUUUCACGCCACCUAAUGUGGCCUAUACUAAAGUUCCGGUUCAAACCCUCAUCUGUUGUGAACGGCUCCCUGCAAGAUAUUUUGUCAUAGUAUUGAGACCUGCUUUAUUAUUCAGUAAAUCUUUACUAUUCAAUAUCGUUUUUUACAAGUGCUAAAUUUCUUGAAAAAGCUCCAAGCAUCCACAGAAGUAUUGGAUCAGUUUAAAAAAAACAAGGUUUGCAAGUUUUGCAAUAAAAAUAUUCAAUGUAAUUCUUUAUAACAGAAAUGUGCAAUGCACAGUUAUUAUGUACCUUUUGCACAACUUUACUACCACGGAAAUGUACAGUUUUCAGCAAUAUAACACUUAAUAUAAUUCAUCCAUUAUUAGUGCAAAUAGAAUUGAUGAUGCACUAUGCGCCAUUAGCGACCAAAUAGCCUCCCUGCUGACAGAGUUUUCUAUUUGUGCAGGAAAUUAAUUAGCGAAUGAGAAUUAAGAGACCUCUGCCUAGAUCUGACAUGUUUUCUGUCGCACAUGUGCAAAAAUUGCCAUGACAAUGAGUGAUGUUCACCAUGUGAUAUCAAACCGGUUUUUGUGGGAGCAACUUGGUAAAUCAAAGAUUUACCGUACCUCAGUUUGAAAGCAAACAAAUGUAUCUCGGCCCGAUAAAACAGAAAAGAUUGCUUUCUUUUGUUUUUCUGUCACUGCUUUCACAGUUUCAUAUUUGAAAAUAUAAAUUGCAGAACUUAGAGCACUUUCAAACAACAUGAAAAACCUUGAAAUGACCACGCUGGGCAAGCCACCAUCUCACGGUGGUCAGUUACUAGGAUAUUUUCCUCCUUUCCGGCGGCACAGCAGGCAAUUAGUUCCCAAUUCCCUAUCAUGCGAAUUUCGCGCGGUUUUAAAUGCCCCCAAUUUGAAGCAAUAUAGUUUUGCUUUAUUAUCGUUCCAAAUAAAUAUUUUAAUGAAUAUGAAUAAAUGAAUCUUCUCCACACAAUAAUAUCAAACUAGAAAUUCAAUUGCGUUAAAAUAGUUUGCGUAAUAUGUGCUCAAGUUCACCUCGCUUCUCCGAGCAUUAUCUUAUUUACACUAGCUCAUGGUUGACUAAAUCCUACCGUCAUGGGUCCCCUGAGUAAGGUAUUGGUUAUAUACACCCCCCUAUUUUAAACUCCCCCCUGAAUCUUUGUUUUGGGUGCGCUAUUGAGCAAGAAAGGCGAAAAUUGCAUAUAAAUCGGAAAUAAUGUAAAGAAAUCCUUUUGUUAAAAUAAACGUUUGAAAAUAUUUUAAAAUUGAAAAGAAAGAUCUUUGAUAUGUUAACAUAUAUGAAUGGAUAGCCAAGCUAAAGAGAGGUAAGAAAGUAUCCUGUAAAUCGCUUUAUUGUUCCAUUUCAUAAGCUUCAUUGUGUUCGCCAUAUUGUUUGCUCGACCCCUGCCGUUCUUUUCAAAUCUAGUCGCCAAACACGUUGUUCUAAAAGCAAAAGAUGCAGCAAGAAUAGCUCUCACAUUGGAAAAUGUGACAAAAAUAGGGUUUUUCAUGAAUACUGGCAGAAAUCCGCUGUCUACAAAGUGAAAAACCAGCAAAGUCGUUUGGCAAAGGACGUUGAAAAUGUCGAAGCAAAGAAGGCGGAAAUUGAACUUGCCGAACAACAACUUGAAGGAAAGCAAGAUGAAAUGAAAAAUUUCCUUACGGCAGCAGAGGAAAAAGUAGCCGUUGCCAGUAAGUACCACUUUGUUUUGUAAUACAUAAAUUUAUCUGUUAAAAUAAAUAGUUUUUGAUAUACUAUAAAAACGUUUUGUUUGCAUGCAUCAUUGUGUGGGUAUUUCCUGUUGACUGGCCAUGGGACUAAGGCUAGCUAGCUAUAAUUACUAAAUUUUGCUGCAAUGGACAGUGGGGUUUUCUCAGACAACAGGUAGACCAUAUUCGCCAUUGUCAACAAGACAAUCCUGCACUUUAAUGCAUGAGUCAAUUCCUGCAGUGACCACCCCCCCACCCCCCGGACAUCCCCGGGAAUUCACCUGAUACACAGUUCACAGGGGUCAGGAAUUUGUCCUUCAUAUAUGUGCAUGGGGGCCGGGUAUUGUUAUAGUCGCUAAGGACCCUGUGGAUUUGAAAAAUGGUUGCCCAGAAUCCCACCUAGCCAAAUCCCAGAUUUUCACGUCUUGAUACAACGGCUGUAUUUCAAGCCGAAACAAGUGCAACUUCAAACUGGGUUCAGGAGAACUUUUCCCAACUAUAAAACCCAUGUCUUCAACUUGUAAGACUGUAUUAAAUUCAUAUGAUUAAUAAUGCACAACGAAUUAUCUUUACUACCAUUUAUUUGAAGGAGUUUGUUUUGUUUGCUAAUUAGCCUGAUAACAGACCUGCGUUUCACCCGCCCUAAAAUUUGUCGACGGAAAGGGUGAAACGUAGGUCUGAUGAAAAUGUUGUCAAAAGUGCCUUCCGCCCACUUUGCAUUUUGCAAUAAUUAACGAUGAUGAUUGAAACAUACAUAUAAUACCUAAAAAUACAAUGAAAGUUGUCGAGUUCACUUUAUUGCAAGUUUGUAAACUACUAAGAGUCGAUAAGUACAGAUAUUUGAAUAAAUAUUUAAAAUAUUGGUAACCCCAUGGAGCCUGUUGCGUGUAAUAAUACAAUGUUCAUUUUCAACACAUUCUAUAAAUGCGAUAAAACCUGCCUAUGCAAAUUUGGCAAUGGCCAAUGUGCCAUUGUUGAAUUGCAUCCCAACUCUUACAAUUUAUACAUUUGAAAUCGCCAUACAAUGGUAAAAUCUAAAUAAAAUCUUUUGUACGUGCUGCCUAUGUUAUCAAAAUGUAAAUCAUGAAUGCGCACAUAUUUGUACCCGAGUUUUAUUAUGAUUAAUCACAAAACUUAGAUCGUGUAUAAAAAAUUUAUAUAUAUUGUAUUGUUUAUUACAAUGGAAAGAUACAACGCUGAAGAAUUCGACACGUACUGCUCUACUCCCCUCUAGUUUUAAUUUUAGACGGUAGAUACUGAUCAUAGACUAGUUGUCGUUCAUCAUCACAAAAUAUUUAUAAUAUUACACUGUAUGCAUAUUUAUAUGCAUUGAUUUACCGUUGAAAAUAUUCUGAUCUCUUCAAAUCUUUUCAUGUUAGCGACCAACAAAUCACAAUCCAUUUCCCUGUGAAUUAGCCAAUCAGCUUUGUCGACCGCCUGGAAUUACAUGCACUUUUGACAACAUUUUCAUCAGACCUACGUUUUUGCCCUUCGUCGACCCGCGAAUUUUAGGGCGGACAAAACGUAGGUCUGUUAUCAGGCUAUUUGGUAAUUGGUGUUCCUUCCUGAGUAAUGCCUCCAAGCCCCCUCCCUUGAAGGGCUUGAUUUAAAAUUUUCUAGCUUUUUGCUUUGUCUUAAUGGCAUAUGAUUUUAUACUUUCUAAAUGUAAAGUGUUGCCUGUUAAUUGGUUAAAUUAAUCAAACUAUCUGCCAAUUGAACAAGUUAAACGUUUGUCACAAAUGUACACCCAUGCACCGUAGGGCCAGAUCGUUUGAUUCUAACACAAUAGACUGCAAUAUCCCAUACAAUAACCUGGCGGUAUUGAAAAUUGCAUAUUAUUUUAGUCCAUACAUCUUGAUGACCAUUGGUCAGUCCUUCUCGUACUUCUCUUUUUAAAAAAUGCACAUCUAUAUUAUCAUGGAUAAUAAAAUAAAUGGAUACGGUAGGACUCUAGCUGACGUAAGCAAAAACAACUUAGUUGCAAUCUGUGACGUCACACGUAUUGCAAAGUUGUCGGCAUUUUUGUUGUUUCGCUAUAUUUUCCGCUUUAAAAGAGUAAUAUUGAAGCAUAAACUGGUCUAAUUGUUUUAAAAACAUGCCUAAGCCACGACAAAGUAUUCAAGGUAAAUGUUUUUCGUCUUUGUUUUGUAUUUUUUUACAUUUGUAGCUACGAAAUUGGCGUCCUCAAUUUUAACGAAAUUUGCGAUGAAUUUUUCACUGUUUAGUGCUUGAAAUAUUUGCCAAAAUUGACUGGGAAUACUUAGAGAUUUCAUCGUAGAAUGGCAGAGUCAUAUUUAUUUGCCCUUUGACUAAAAUGUUUAGCUGUAUUAUUGCUAAACAUGCCGUUUUUGAGAAUUUGGUUUGCAACCAGGUUUCAACAUCCAACCACGCCAUCAGCCCAUUAAAAACAUUAGGUCACGUCAGCUAGUUUCCUAUCUAUUUAUUUUAUUAUCCAUGAUAUUAUCUUGCAACUAAAUUGAAUCUGAAUUAUAUAAUGUAAUAUUUACUUUUACAGGAUCUAAUUUAGAUAAGUUGGUUAGUGAACGCGAACAGACAGCAGAGAAGUUGAGUGUCGAAGAACAAAAGAUUAAGGAAAUCUCGAAACAGUAUGAGAAACUUAAAACUCUGCUUAAUCAAAAAACCCAAUCUCGAACACGUAGACUAAACACCAGCACUACUUUGGAUACCAUCAACAACCCUAAUUCUGGAGUACGCUACUGAAGACGAGGAGAAACCAAAAAUGUCCUUGAGUUCAUCCAUGGUGGUGAAAAUGGAGCAUUGCUUGGUGCGUGGGACUUUGUGUCAGCAGAAGCACCAAAGGCUAUGAUGGAAAACCUCAUUGGUAACUAUAGGAGAGGAAAGUAUGUGGAAGGGAUAGUAAGAAAAACAGUGAAAGAUUAUACACAAUCUAAAAACACAUUGUCGGAAGCUAUAAAUCUUAAAUAUACUAAUUUUUUAUCCCGUAGAAAAUUUAAUGUCCUUUGUAAAACUCAAUCAUCUGUUUUUGAUCCAAAUAAGAAUGUGUGGGUGCCAAGGAAUGUUAAGUGUAUGGGUAUUGACAUUCAACUCUAGCUUUCCCAUAUAUCUAAUGAAAGUAUUGAGAAAUUCGUCAAAACCCUAGAUAUUGGUUGUGUUUGUCAAAUUCCUGAUGUACCUGGUGUCACUAGGACAAUUACAGGCCUCGUAUUUAUGAUAAUGGACCUUCAUUUAAGACUUCCUCACCUCUGCCAGCAGCUUGUCUGGUUUCAUGGUAAUGCUAACCACUUUGUUUUCCAAUUCUCAGAUGAUGGAGCUCCUGAAACCUCUCAGCUUUCUAUGUCUAUUGGCAGUGUAACUUUUUGGAACUUAGGCGAAAGGGUGAGAAGUAGAGAAUAUCAGUAUCUUUUACAUUGUGUAAGUCUAGGUGAGAAGCAUGAAGCUCUUCAAUCUCUUUGGCAUCAGCAUACUCAGGAGAUGCUGUUGUUAGAAGCAAGUGUUUUCACUGUGUCAGGUAAAGAGUGGAAUAUUGAGUUUCAACCAAGUGCUGAUAUGAGUUGGCAGAGUUGGGCCUGUAACGAAGUUAACCAGGCAGCCACUUAUCCUUCACCAUAUGCCAAUGUUCACAAGGGCAAUAUGUGCUCAAUGGGUGGGAGUAUUGGGCAAAGUGAUGUAGAUUUGUGGAAGCCUUAUACUAUGACAGAGCGUGAGAAACAUCUAGGUAUGGUUGACACAUACCUUGCCAGCCUACCCAAAAGUUUAAGUUCACCAACAGUGCAUAGCAAGAAGUUGGCAUUUAUGGCUGAUAACGGGAUACGCCAGUUAGGAAAACCCAGAAUUGGGAUUUUCGCUGACCGGGUUAAACCUGACCCCUUGCACUGUGAGAUAAAUGCCUGGCAGCACAUCCUUGAUUUACUUUAUUCUGAAUCACUUCUACGAUGCUGCUUUGAAAAGUUUAUUGAGACAUUAUCAGCCCCCAUUGGACCGAGUGGUCAAAAUUCUCUCAUUGAGGAAUCAUCUGAAAAUCAUGCCACUCCUAAAAGGGCUGUUGACCUCAUAGGGGAGGGUGUUGAUAGUGCUCUUGAAUCCACAGGCACUGAUGUAUUAAUAGAAGUUUUGCAGAAGAAGAGAUUGGAGUGAGUUGCCAAAACUCAAGCCUUUCGCCAGAUAUGCUUAGACACUUUACUGUCUGGGAGUUGAGCAAAGAUGCUGCCUCUGACAACAUGACGGCAAUGCUGGAGACUUCAAGAUUUGCCUCUUCGGAUAACCUUUCUAAUUGUGUGCACGGAUGUGGUCUGGCAUUGCUCUCGACCAAGGUGAAAGAACAUUACGCAGAUGAGGCUAAGCGGUUGAAUAAACUCAGUGUUAGGCUUAUUGGAGCACAAGCUAUUGCCCUGGCAAGGUAUUCUUACCGAAUUGUUGACUCCUUGCAAACAGCAAAUGAAACUGAAGGUGAAAAAUUACGACGACUAGCUCUUGGAAAGAUAGUGCAGUACUUGAGAAAUGCUGGAGGAUUGUUUAACAAAGUUUAUGUUAACAUUCCGGGAGAGAUUUCUCAAUUAAAUGAAUUCUGUACACUUUAUUUCAACUUGUUGGUGCUAUUCUUUCCACACAGUGUGAAUGUGACUGUUUGGACAGUUGCUUAUGCUUUGCCUUACCAUGCAAAGCAGUUGUAUGAAAAGUAUGGAGUUGGGUAUGGUAUGCUCUCAUUACAGGCCAAAGAGUCAAAACAUGCUGGACUAAAGGGUGAACUUUCUAUGACAAAUCGGUCUCGUAGCACUGAUAAGAAUGGAAAGUGGUGGCAAUUAAUGAGAUCAAAUUACAUCAGAUCUUUCUAUUUGCCUGAGCACCAUCCUUCUCCGCCCUCAUAGAACUCACAUUUUAAAUCCCGUAAACCCCCUCAUUGUGACAUACCAAGAUUCUGUAUUGUGGAAGAGAGAAAGAUGAUAUAAACCACACAGAAUGCAAAUUCUGUUGUGAGUGUGCCAUUGUUGUCACAUGUGCUCAAGAGCAAAUGCUUUUGCCUAAGGUUGUUGCUGUUCUAAAGCCCUGUCUAUGUACUGUGUGCGACAAAAGGUUUGCUGACAAGGCAGGGUUGAAGGUGCACCAAGACACCAUGCAUGGUUCACAAUCUUCCACGUUGGUGAAUCCUCAGCAGUCAUUGCGAACUUUGUCUGUAGAUCAACUUAAAUGCCUUUUGCGGGAAAAGGGCCUUUCUGUUUCUGGCAAGAAAAGUAUUCUGUUGACACGCCUGGAAAGCGAACACGCGGGAGAGUUUUAGUUGUCUUACUUAAUUCCUUGUACUGUAAUGCAGGUUUCUGUAAUUGUGUUGUUUUGGGUGAAGCUUGUUUUUGAUGUAUGCUUGUGAAGGAUACUUUUGGUUUCUGCAAACUUAGGUUG
Messenger RNA from Paramuricea clavata, 12897 nucleotides. The record is from the annotation of a GenBank genome assembly. NCBI's taxonomy places the organism in Eukaryota, Metazoa, Cnidaria, Anthozoa, Malacalcyonacea, Plexauridae.